Molecule: messenger RNA, 288 nt
Organism: Thyridium curvatum
Lineage: Eukaryota; Fungi; Ascomycota; Sordariomycetes; Thyridiales; Thyridiaceae
Exons: 1
Coding region: 1-288 (95 amino acids)
Source: RefSeq, a predicted model, not a curated record
AUGAUCAAGGGGGCGAAGCUGUUUGCAUCCUUGAAGCUGAAUAGCGUCAAUAUCAUGAGCAUCAAGAUGGACUAUGAUGACGUACAAUACGAUACCAUUGACAUGUUUCAAGAUGGGAGCUGUCAAUGCCCGCUCAACCACACUCAUACCUGCCCUGCUGGGCAGGUCAUCGACAAGUCAUGCACCAACAACAUCUUCAACAAGAAAGUCGAGAGCUGGAAGAUCUGGCUGAAUGGAAAAGGUACCAAGAAGAGGGACGAGAAGGCUGCACAGCCUUUUGAGGCCUAA